UUGAAAAAUGGAGCGUCCAUAGAAGCACUCAGCGUGGUUCGCGAACUAUUACAAGAUACAUCGCACAUCGCGUGGUCGUCGAUCACCCGGACACCCGGGGACUGCCGGACGGAAUCGGGGUGUCGGAUGGCAAUUAAGUUGAAAGUGGACAAGCGUACCACUCCGGUCACUCCGGUGGGCGGUCGUGUCGUGGAUGGUCGAGUGUGGUCGUGUGGUUCGUUGUUGCUACUGUUGCUCGCUCGGUACCGGCUCAUCCGAUGUUGACCACACCUCGCUGUACGUUGUGGUCCGGUUAGUGCGUACGUGUUGUUGCUAGCGAGCGAUGACCACCGGAACGUAACCGCCGGUGGAUGCUGCUAGCAACGGACCAUCUGUGUCGGUUCACGUGCAGUGUGCGUCUCUGUCAGCUGUUUACACUGGACGGUAAUCGACCCAAAACACACCCAACCGGCUGUAAGGAUAGUGAUGGUAUUGGUGGACGAGUGAAGGGCUAAUUAGUUGCAGCUGCAUCGCGGUGCAAGCCGACACCAAACCACAUCGAAAGAGAAGAAGAAGAAGAAGCUAGCGAGCAGAAGAGUCGGGAAUAAAAAUAAACAUUAAAGUGCCAGUCCGUUCCGGUGGUGCGUCGAUCCGAUGGCCUGGCCCGGGGGCAUGCAGCAAACCGUAUAAUAUAGCAACAACCAAAUAGUAAUAACAUCGCGUCAGGGCGACGUAACGAAACUUCCAAUAACCGGGGAACGCAGCAGCACCCGCUAAUGGCCGUCGCGGGUGUAAUGGUUGCCAAGUAUUUACGAUGUGUGCCGCGUGUGCCGUACGCCAACAGCAUCAUCAUCACCACGCCGGUCGCAUCCGACUCCGAGUGUGCUCUGGCCAUCGGUCGUACCGAUGGGGGCCGGCCAGCGAUGGAAAAUUUAUGACUUUUUAACGACAUGCUACGCGACAUGCUGGUUGGCAGGCUGGCUGGCUGGCUGGCUGGCAGGCUGGAUGCAAAGGACAUCAGUGUCGAUCGUUCCAAAGUCUCCGAAGAUCACGUUUCCGAUCGGGAGGGGGAAAUUUGUCAAUUUGCAAAUGAGCUGGCUAAUGGGGAGGGGAAGGCGUUGAAAUUGAAUCAAAAACUGAGAAACGCACAUGCUCGCGUGCGACGCACAUUUCCGUCCAUCAUCCCGUGUCACCAUGGUAACGGGCUACUCCGUCAACUCGGUGGCCAGCAGGAGAGAUAGAGAAGCUGUUGCUGCUGCUACUGAUGGUGUCACUGUGGUUGCAAAGUUGUGAUUCCAAUCGAUCGACCGGUGGCCAUAUAAUCCGACGACGGCAGCCCCUAAAUCGACAUCACACACCCAGACCAACCCGUGUACCGUGAGUGUACGUGCGCUUGUGCGUGCGUCCUGUGUGCGAAUGUGUUUGUGUGCGGCUCUUCCGUAUUCCUCAUCCACCGGGGCCGGUCGAUGAUGAAACAUAAGUGAGCAGCUUCCAUCAUUCCGUUAUCCGUUGUGCACGAAAGAGAGAGAGAGAGAGAGAGAGAGAGAGAGAGAGAGAGAGAGAGAGAGAGAGAGGAGAAGGCUCUGAAAAGAGUGUGAGUUUCGGUGAAGUGGAAAACCGACGUGAAAAGUGCCAUAAUCCCCAUCCCCAGCCAUAAUCAUCAUCCACCAGGUGCACCUGGCCUGGGUGGGGCGGUGUUUCGUCUCGAUCCGUCGAGCAAAUUAUGUCGAGCAAUUGAUUGAAACGCGUGAGAUCAUUCGCUCCAGCGGUCCACAUCGCCGGCGCCGGCCACAUAAAUAUCGUCGUCGUGCUGCGAACAGAAAUUGCACAUCGACAAAGCCUCCGGUGAGCGCUAGGAUAAAGCGAGUUGCUGCGAUCACAAUGGAGGACACCAACGCGACGUCACUGUUUAUGCUGGGUGGGUACGAUGUGCUCAACGAGCGGAAUCUGUCCAACUUCGGCACCGAGCUGGACCGUAGCGAGUGGAACGAUACGCUGCUGGGUAACAUGACCUGCCCACCGACCGAUAUGCCGACGACGUACUACGUGUUCAUGUUCCUGUAUGCGGUCGUGUGCCUGGUCGGAGUGCUGGGCAACACGCUCGUCAUUUACGUGGUGUUGCGCUUCUCCAACAUGCAAACCGUCACCAACAUGUACAUUCUGAACCUGGCGAUCGCGGACGAGUGUUACCUGAUCGGAAUUCCGUUCCUGAUCGCGACGAUGCACAUGAAACGCUGGACACUCGGUGGUGCGAUGUGCAAGGCGUACAUGGUUAGCACCUCGAUCACGCAGUUCACUUCGUCCAUCUUUCUGUUCAUCAUGUCCGCCGACCGGUACAUUGCGAUCUGUCAUCACAUCUCGUCGCCCAAGUACCGAACGCCGUUGGUAUCGCGCAUCGUCUCGGUACUGGCGUGGCUCGCUUCGGCCCUCAUCAUGCUACCGAUCAUGAUCUACGCGGAUGUGAUCGAACAGAAACCGAACACCUACUCCUGCCAGAUACUGUGGCCGGAAGCGCAUGGCCAUCUGCCGGGCUACACGUUCACCGUUUAUUCGCUAAUACUGGGGUUCGUCAUACCGCUUUGCUUUAUUAUGACGUUCUACUGUCUGGUGAUACGCAAGCUGCGCAAUGUUGGCCCCAAGACGACGGGUAAAUCACGAGGAAAGCGGCGCUCUCACCGGAAGGUGACCAAGCUGGUGUUGACCGUCAUUACGGUGUACAUUCUCUGCUGGUUGCCGUACUGGAUCUCGCAGGUGGCGCUCAUCACGUCGGACUUUGAAACGUGCAGUACGCGGCUCGAUCUGAUCCUGUUCCUGUUGGUGGGCUGUCUCGGGUACAUUAACUCCGCCAUCAAUCCGAUCCUGUACGCGUAUUUGAGUGAGAACUUUAAGAAGAGCUUCCUGAAGGCGUGCACCUGUGCAGCGAGGGCUGAGGUGAACGCACAGCUGAAACUCGAAAACAGCGUCAUGCCGAAGCGCUCUCGCACGCGGACGAAUUCCGACACGACGCAGCUUACGACCGGUGGUUCCAAGAUGCAGCACCGGUUGUUGGUUGAGCCGACGACCACGGCCACCACCACCACGACCGCUGCAUCGUGUGUCUCUUCGCGCAAUCCCAGUCCUCCACCACCGGCUUGCUCCUCAGGCAAUGGUGCGCAACGCAACAGCAAUCUGCUCACGGUGCCCGGUAGUACACCUGCUCCUGGCAGCACUGCUGUAGCCACUAGCAACAACAACAACAACAACAACAACAACAACAGCAACAGCUGUAAUUACAACAUCAACGGCAAUCAGCAAACCGGAAGCACCAUCAACGGUGAUCGGCCACCGGUGAACGUUGGCCCGGGUGGUAGUGGGAAGGAUGGCGACACCCACGCCGAGAGUGUCACUGACGCGAGUGAAAGCUCCGGCUUCGAGCAUGAGCCGUUGCAACGCCAGCAGCAACAACCGCUUGUCAGACUGACGUAACUCGUCGAGCGGCUUGACAGUGUAUAGUGUACCAAACAGUGGCAGUAGCAGUAGUAGCCCGUGCGUCACUGGCACUGAUUGCCGGCACGUCACACAACUGUCUACUCAGUCUACUACAGCACCGAGCGGUUCUCACUGGAGUACUUACCGCUCUAAAUAUAUAUAUAAAAAAAAAGGAUAAGAAGGUGGCCACGUGCGCCCGGCACAUCGGUAGUAAUUGGAGGCAAAACGGGAACCCACAGUAGACUAGAGAUGUGUUUUAACCGCAAAUUGGAAUACGGUAGCGUGGCGGAACCGUUCCGGGGGGGAAGGCAAAACUUAUUUAUGUGAUAAAUUAGUGUUAACGAUUGUUGUUGUUGUUGUCUCUGGGUCUGAGCUACUUCUGAGUAGGCGCGGCAUUCGCGGCACAGGUGGUACCAUGCGCCCAUAACCUUUAAAAACACAAGCGCGGUAGCGUCGCGGUUGGUCCGCGUGAUUUUCAGUAGAUUGUGCGUGCAAUGGCCACCGCGGUGGUUGCUGGUUUGAUGUUUGAUCGAUAACGAAUGGCGAGCGGACCACACAACCAAUCAGCACCGCACAGUGCGAGGGAAUUCGAUCCAGGACCGGGGUGCGUGGUUUUGGAAUUUGGAUAAAAUAUAAAUUUUGAGCUCCCAAAUUCCAUUAAACCGAACGGGUGGUGGCCACACGACACAGUACCAGCGGCGUGUGUUCGUGUGUGUCGAAAUGCUUAAUGCGUCCCACCUCCCAUCUUGCCACCCACUGACUCCCACAACCAUCUCGGUUGGAGUAAUUUACGAGCCGGUCGAUGAAAAACCGAUGAUGCUGUUGAUGAUGCUGUUCGCUGAAAUUGAGUGGUUUCGUGGGAAACGUGAGAAAUUUAUCGUUUUCAUAAAUUGGCCCCCCCUCCCGGUAGUUUUGUUUAACUUUUCCCAAUUCGCUUCCUCGCGAUCAUCGCGAUGAGGCGUGAUGAUGUGUGAUCGGUUGUUGAUCGAAUUUUGUUUACUUGCGCACGCCACACAACGGAGCCGUAGCGGAGUGCAAAUGCAUUCAUCAAAAUUGGAAUUAAAAAUACACCGAAAACAGCGCCGCUAAUGGAAUGGGAGGCCCCCCGUUGAUGAGGAUGCCACCGAUGAUGAUGAUGAUGAUGAUGUGGUUUCCAUUACGAACCUUUGAUUGAAUCGUCGUCGUUGGCGCGCGGCUUUUAAAGUGUUUCCAAUCCGUUGCAUCGUCAUUAGCAUCAUCGUGCCGCAUAGGGGAGGGGUUGGGAGUUGGGUGGGGGUUUCACAUUCAUUUGGCAUGCCGAUCACUCCGCUCCGGAUCGAAUUCCACGGAACGAUAUGCGGGAAUUAGUUUAGUGAAUCCAUCUGGCAGUAAUGGGCGAUGGACACCAGAAUUUGUGGUGCUACAACAGCAACAACAACAACACAUUUAAUCGAAGACGAACGAGGCCGAACCACCCGAAAAGGGUAAAGCAAACAGUGAAAACAGCGAAAAAAAAACCAAAAACUUCGAAGCCCAACGAACCGGGAACGGGAUGUUUAUUAGUAUCCCCUUUGUAGUAGUAUUCCCCUCUCCGGCCCAUCCUAAUGGCGUCGUCCGAUGGAAUCGGUUGACUAAUGGCGUGCAAAUGGCACGACAAAAAAGGGGUUCAGGACCGGCGGGCGGGGGGGAACAAAUCUAUGAUAUAUAGCGGAUAAUGAGAGCGCCCAGAGCAACUGUGUGUGUUUUUUUUACGUUAGAUAAAGAAAAAGCUCGAUAAGUACUACUUUUCCUACAUUUGUGAUCAUGCUGUGCGUGGCGUGGCGUGGCGUGCGUGCGAACGAGCGAUCGAUCGAGCCCAAAUGUGUCUUGGGUCGAGACGAAGAACCAAGGAGCGUGCCGCGAGAGAGAGCAAAAAAUUGUGUAGCAACUCGUUAACGGUCACUUUAGGAGGUGGAAGAACGAAACGGAACGGGGCGCUAGAUAAAAUAGAUUAAAUACGAAUUACGUCGACAGGAUGGAAGCGAGAUGGACACAAGAAAUGGACAGCUUGCGUCCUCCACAGGGCGUCCUCGACAGGGCCGGAGGGAGAGUUCGAAUUCGUUGUUGUGUAGCAACAUUGUACACUUAACACCCUUAAGCAGCAAAAAAAAAAAGGAAUGGCCUAUCCAAGCCCAAGCGGUGCCAGGUGCCAGCAUUUCGCAGGCGAACGAAUUUCUCGCACGCUGUAAGCGAUAGCCGGAGCGGAAGAUAGCGAUUAAUAUAAUAAUAAAAAAAAAUAGAAAACAAACACACCGGGACACGGGCGGACGCAGACACUAUAUCAAAUCGUCGUUGGUAUCGAAUUUAUCAAAACUCUUCAUUAAAUGGAAGCAGAGGCUCUAAUAAAGACGUAAAAUCUUUCCAAAUGAA
Messenger RNA from Anopheles aquasalis, 5835 nucleotides. RefSeq names its product somatostatin receptor type 2-like. Gene Ontology annotation, cellular component: plasma membrane; neuron projection. The record is from RefSeq and is a predicted model, not a curated record. NCBI's taxonomy places the organism in Eukaryota, Metazoa, Arthropoda, Insecta, Diptera, Culicidae. Gene Ontology annotation, biological process: G protein-coupled receptor signaling pathway. Gene Ontology annotation, molecular function: somatostatin receptor activity; peptide binding.